Messenger RNA from Manduca sexta (tobacco hornworm), 2840 nucleotides. Its product is annotated as WD repeat-containing protein 36. The record is from RefSeq and is a predicted model, not a curated record. Gene Ontology annotation, molecular function: protein binding. The transcript has 8 exons. Bases 149 to 2824 code for a protein of 891 amino acids. NCBI's taxonomy places the organism in Eukaryota, Metazoa, Arthropoda, Insecta, Lepidoptera, Sphingidae. Gene Ontology annotation, biological process: rRNA processing. Gene Ontology annotation, cellular component: Pwp2p-containing subcomplex of 90S preribosome; small-subunit processome.
AUGUCAUGUCAGUAUCUGUCAAAUAUACAAUAACAAACACGCAUGUCGUAGUUCACUAUUUUGUAUUCAUGGUUUAUUUGUGUUUCAAAUAUUUUUCUAGUUUAAAAUCUAGGAGUUGAUAACUAUACAUAAUUACUACAAUAUAAAAAUGGCAGAGAAAACGAGUAGUCGAAUAUUUAAGGGGUCAAGAGUUUUAGGUUAUGUUAGUACACAUGUGCCGUUUGUGGCAAGAUUUAUAAAAAGAAGAGGUGAAACUUUACUAUGUACUAGUGUUGGAAAGUGGUUUCAUACUUAUGGGUGUGAUAAAUUUCGAUUACUGAGCGUAAGUGGCGAACACCCAGGGCCUAUAACAUGUAUGGCCGGUGACAAUUUUCAUGUCUAUACAGGGAGUGAGAAUAACAUUUAUGCAUGGAGAAGAGGCUGCGAGCUGAAACACGUGUAUAAAGGGCAUAAUGCAGCCAUUAAGUUCAUAUUUCCGUUCGGCCCACAUUUAAUUUCAAUAGAUGAAGACAAUGUAUUGAAAAUAUUUGACAUUAAAGAAGAAACACAGUAUUUAGAGUUGAGUUUUGAAGCAGAGCAUUUCCAAAUUUCAACAAUGUGUCAUCCCCCAACAUAUUUAAAUAAAGUAUUACUUGGGAGCAUCCAGGGUCAGCUACAAUUAUGGAAUUUACGUACAUCAAAAUUGGUUUACACAUUCAGUGGUUGGGGAUCGCCGGUAAUUGUUACUGAGCCGGCACCGGCCGUCGACGUCGUGGCUAUAGCUCUGGGAAACCGGAAAAUAAUUUUACACAACUUGAAAUUUGAUCAGAGUGUCAUGGAUUUUGUACAUGACUGGGGGAGUGUUAGUAGCCUAUCGUUCAGGAUGGAUGGUGCUCCUGUAAUGGUCACAGGUAGCAGUGCGGGUCAUAUUGUCAUGUGGGACUUGGAAGAGAGGAGGGUUAUGUCACAAGUCCAGUCGGCACAUUUUGGCCGUAUAGUUGGCAUGCAGUGUCUUACAUCUGAGCCACUAAUGGUGACCAACUCAGAGGACAAUUCAUUGAAGUUAUGGAUCUUCGACAUGCCUGACGGUGGAGCAAGACUCUUGAGAAAGAGGGAGGGCCAUGCAUUACCGCCUAACAUGGUGAGCCAUUGUGAGCCGACAGGAAACAAUCUCCUGGUUGCUGGCAGUGACAGCAGCCUGCAUAUUAUGAACACUGUUUCGGAAACAUUUAAUAAAAGUCUUGGCAAAGCUUCUCAUAACAGGAAAGCUACUAAGAAAAAAAAGAGAUUUGAAUUUGACCGUCUUAUUUUGCCACCAAUCACAAAGUUAAGCUCUUGCAUGCAAAGGGACAAACAGUGGGACAGCAUAGCUUCUUUGCACAAAGACAUGUAUGUGGCAACAACGUGGUCAUACCACAAAAUAAAGAUGGGUGAACAUAAGUUAAAACCUCCGGAAAUCAACAAAGGAGUCUCCGCAACUUGUCUGACUGUAACCCACUGUGGGAACUUUGUGAUUAUUGGUUACACUGAUGGUCAGGUACAUAAAUUUAACAUGCAAUCUGGAAUACACAGAGGUCAUUAUGGAAAAGCUAAGAAGAAUGCACAUAAAGGUGCUGUCCGUGGAGUGGAAACUGACAUCUGCAACCAGAGAGUGAUCACAGCUGGAGCUGAUGAGAAGCUUAAGUUCUGGCAUUUUAAAAAUGGUGAUGCACCAUAUCAUGUGAUGAGAUUAGAAGAGUCGGUGACAAUGACAAAGUGCCACAGGGACAGUGCACUGUUGGCCCUCGCGAAUGAAGACUUCACCAUUACCCUUAUAGAUAUUGACACCAUGAACAUUGUAAGGAAGUUUGAAGGUCACACUGGGAAAAUUAACGAUAUCGCCUUUGAUUCUCAGAGCAGAUGGCUUGUCAGUACAUCUAUGGAUUGCACUGUUUGUACGUGGGAUAUACCUAGUGCUCAACUAGUUGAUAUAUUCUCGUUGGAACAACCGUGUACGUCUUUGAGUAUGUCACCAACUGGCGAUUACUUAGCGACAACGCAUAUCAACGAACUGGGCGUGUUCCUCUGGGCUAACAAACUGUUGUACGAUAGAAUAUUCUUGAAACCAAUUGAUAGAAAUGCUGUUGAUAUUCCUAAAUUGAAAUUACCAAGCACGGCUCCAGAAAAACCAGAUAUAGACGACAUAGGUGUUAUAGAUCUAGGUGAAGAGCCUGAAUACAAAUCCCCUGAACAAAUUAGCCAAGAACUUAUCACCUUGUCCGACCAACCGACGUCAAGGUGGCUCAAUCUGCUCAAUUUGGAUAUUGUUAAGAAACGGAAUAAACCGAAAACACCACUGACGGUGCCAAAAUCAGCCCCGUUCUUUUUACCCACAAUUCCGAGCUUGGAACUUGAAUUUGAUUUGGAGAAAGACAAUGAUGGCAGCGAUACAAAGUUGUUAAUACCGGAAUCUUUAUCGACACUCAGCGCGUUUGGUAAGAAAUUAAUGAAAUGCGAAAGUGAUGAAGAUUUUGAAAAGUGUACAGUUAAAUUGAAAAGUCUAUCGCCGGCUGCGAUUGAGGCCGAAGUCAACAGCAUGGGACCAGAUGUUGGCGGCUCAAUAGAACUCAUGAAGCAAUUCCUCAUAAUGUUAAAUGUAAUGUUGAACAGUAAUAGGGACUUUGAAUUAGCGCAGUCGUAUUUAGGUUUAUUCUUAAAGACACACACGAAAGUGGUCUCCCAAGUUGAAGAGUUGAGAAAUUCACUGAACACUAUCGAAGAAACGGCGUCGCUGGCGUGGGCUAAACUGCAAAAUGAGUUGCUGUAUGACAUUUGUAUAGUAAAAGCGUUAAAAGAAAUGCAAUAAAUACUAUUCAGUUAAA